AUGGCGCAAGAAGAGGGCAGAAGACUGCCCAAGGUGCGGGCUCGAGUGGGGGCUUCCCACGGUAUCACCGACCUGGCCAGAAAGCUCCAUUUCUAUGAUUCCUGGGCCCCAGACUACGACCAGGACGUGGCCGCCCUGCAGUACCGCGCACCUCGCCUCGCAGUGGACUGCCUGACCCAAGCCCUUCCAGUCCCGCCCCACACCGCGCUGAUCCUGGACGUGGCUUGUGGCACCGGCCUGGUAGCUGUCGAGCUGCAGGCCCGGGGCUUCAUCCAGGUGCACGGGGUGGACGGGAGCCCCGGAAUGCUGGAGCAGGCUCAGGCUCGAGGCCUUUACCGGACCCUUGACCUCUGCACCCUGGGACAGGAGCCUCUGCCCAGCCCUGAAGGGACUUUUGAUGCAGUGCUGAUGGUGGGCGCCCUCAGUGAUGGCCAGGUGCCCUGCAGUGCGGUACCUGAGCUCCUGCGAGUCACCAAGCCAGGCGGGCUGGUGUGUCUGACUACCAGGACCAAUCCAUCCAACCUUCGAUUUAAGAAAGCGCUGGAGGCCGCGCUGGACAGCCUGGAGCAGGCUGGGGCCUGGGAACGCCUGGUGGCCUGGCCGUGGACCAGUGGGAGCUGGCCACCUCUGAGCUCGAGUUGGCACCUGGCACCUCAGCUGGUGAAGGGUUCAUCUCAGGCAUCGUCUACCUGUACCAAAAGCAGGAGGCAGCCCAGGGUGAGGCGGUGA
Molecule: messenger RNA, 729 nt
Organism: Elephantulus edwardii (Cape elephant shrew)
Lineage: Eukaryota; Metazoa; Chordata; Mammalia; Macroscelidea; Macroscelididae
Gene: METTL27
Product: Williams Beuren syndrome chromosome region 27
Molecular function (GO): S-adenosylmethionine-dependent methyltransferase activity
Source: RefSeq, a predicted model, not a curated record